AACACAAUGAUGGCCUUAACCACAACUCCUUUGUAUCCUGAGAUCUGGACAGAGCUGUCUCACAAUGACUCAUCGCCAGGCAACUCGACAGACGACUAUGAGGACUACACUGACGAGCACGCAGAGCUCCGGCAGUCCCUCAACAUCAUGUCCCUCAUCGUCUACUGCCUGGCCUUCGUGCUGGGGGUUCUGGGAAAUGGACUUGUCAUCUGGGUGACGGGAUUUAAGAUGAAGAAGACGGUCAACACGGUGUGGUUCCUCAACCUGGCUGUGGCCGACUUCCUUUUCACAGCGUUCCUGCCUCUGAGCGUGACCUACACGGCCAUGGACUUUCACUGGCCCUUCGGCAAGUUCAUGUGCAAGCUCAAGUCCACGAUCAGCUUCCUCAACAUGUUCGCCAGCGUCUACAUCCUGGUGGUCAUCAGCGUGGACAGGUGUGUGUCCGUGGUGCGCCCUGUCUGGGCCCAGAACCAUCGGAACAUACGCAAGGCGUCCUGUAUCAGUCUGGGUGUCUGGCUGUGGGCCCUGGUCCUCAGCUCCCCCUACUUUGUCUUCCGGGACAUCGGGGCGUCCUACAAGAACGAAGAAAUCAUCAACUGCUUCAACAACUUUGCUUUCUCCGAUGACUAUGACACAAAGGAGGUGGCAGAGCUGCGAGUGUUCCGCCAUCAGGCCAUGAUCGUCACCCGCUUCCUGCUGGGCUUCGUGGUGCCCUUCGCCAUCAUCGUCACUUGCUACGCCAUCAUCAUCCACCGGCUCAAGAGGAACCGCAACCUGGCCAGCCACUCCGGGCGGCCAUUCAAGAUCAUCGCCGCCGUCAUCACAGCUUUCUUCCUGUGCUGGGCCCCCUACCACAUCAUGGCCCUGAUCGAGAUGGUGGACAACGCGGCCGCUGAGUUCAGCUACACGUUAGACCACGUCACCACCAUCGGGGUCCCCAUAGCCACCAGCCUGGCCUUCCUCAACAGCUGUCUGAACCCCCUGCUGUACGUGUUCAUGGGCCAGGACUUCAAGGAUAAGCUGCGCAAGUCCAUUCUGACGGUUCUGGAGAGUGCCUUCACUGAGGAAGUGUCAAGGUCCAACCACACCUACACAAACUCUGGACUCACAAGCCGUAGCAAGGAGAAGUCCUAUUCUGAUGCUGAGGUAUAGGGUCUUAUAUUAUAA
This is a messenger RNA of Salvelinus namaycush (lake trout), 1167 nucleotides long. RefSeq names its product chemokine-like receptor 1. Bases 7 to 1152 code for a protein of 381 amino acids. Gene Ontology annotation, molecular function: complement receptor activity; G protein-coupled receptor activity. Gene Ontology annotation, biological process: phospholipase C-activating G protein-coupled receptor signaling pathway; complement receptor mediated signaling pathway; positive regulation of cytosolic calcium ion concentration. The transcript has a single exon. Gene Ontology annotation, cellular component: plasma membrane. The record is from RefSeq and is a predicted model, not a curated record. Lineage: Eukaryota; Metazoa; Chordata; Actinopteri; Salmoniformes; Salmonidae.